Racocetra fulgida is the source of this 324-nucleotide messenger RNA. The record is from the annotation of a GenBank genome assembly. Lineage: Eukaryota; Fungi; Glomeromycota; Glomeromycetes; Diversisporales; Gigasporaceae.
AUGCCAAAACUCUCAAAGCAAAAGCGUCAUUUAUACUCACAAUUUCAACGAAUUGGGAUUCAAAAAAUUCUUGAAAAAAUUGAUAAUGACUCUCUUCCAAUAGUUCAUAACACUCUUACCAAUAUUGCGAUAGGCGCCCCAGAAGAAGGGAUGUUUCAAUCAAUCCCAAAUGCAUUAAAGCUUUUUACUUCAAUGCGAAAUCCAAAAGGAAAGCAUGCUAAUGAAAUUAUCUCACCUUAUAUGCAAAAAAAAGCACUCGACUUUAUUAUGGAUCCUCCAAAAAAUCAAGUCGCCCUGAAAUAUAGUAUAGGUGGGCAACUCUGA